Salvelinus fontinalis (brook trout) is the source of this 3220-nucleotide messenger RNA. Its product is annotated as WD repeat, SAM and U-box domain-containing protein 1-like. Lineage: Eukaryota; Metazoa; Chordata; Actinopteri; Salmoniformes; Salmonidae. Gene Ontology annotation, molecular function: protein binding. The coding region runs from base 1022 to 1426 and encodes 134 amino acids. The record is from RefSeq and is a predicted model, not a curated record. The transcript is spliced from 4 exons.
CCUUCAAUGAGAACGAUAGAUCUAAAACUCGCAUUACUAUGUGAAUUUGGUCGGCUCGCCCAAACAGUUACAUAUUGCAGCUUUAAAUUAAGACACAGUGGAUAUGGCUCGGAAAACAUAUCUAAUUCCAGGGAUAAGUUGUACUUCGAAUACUCCCAAAUGUUACACAGAGAAGAUUGAAAGACUGCUAGUUUUUCUGAAAACUGCCCUUUUAUAAAAAUAAAAAAACGACUGAUUUCAACACCCAAAGAAUUGCCCGCAAUGUCGUGUGUAAAUGUGGGCUAGUCUUUGGGUGUGCAACGUAAUUUGUGGAGUUCAGUUUUAUUGGCUACAUGUUAUCUAGCAGUAGCCACAGCAGCCAUUGUGGAAUGGCACAUUGCGCUGAACAACAAAGGAGCUGAUUGGCUGACACUGCCAUUCCAAAAUGGCUGAUGUGGCAACUUCUUUUUAGCAUAAGGACAAAAAGUGCAGUUUUCUGGAAAACCUAGCAGUAGUUCAAUCUUGUCAGUGUAACAGUUGGGAUAAUGGGACAAUUGAUUCAAAGCUUCUUUCUCAUCCCUGAAUUGAGGGAUUCAUCAAGACCAACUCAAAUGGUGUCCCUGAUCUGUACCUUGCAAGACCAUCGCGACGAUGUCACCUGGUGCGCCUUCUCCAUCACGCUGCUGCCCACCUGUUCAGCUGAUAAAACCUUACGAAUUUACAACACCCAAGACUUUUCCGGAAGUCCCAUAAUCCCCACUCUCUGGCCACGGCUAUGGCGUCCACUGUUGUUGCUUCAGCGCCUGUGGUCAGUAUUUGGCCUCGUGUUCAACUGAUGGUUCAACAGUUGUGUGGUCAACGGACACGGGUGAGAUAGAGGCAGUGCUGGAGCAUCCGGGUAGGAACCCCGUCAGGGUUUGCGCCUUCUCGCCCGACUCUUCACAUUUGGUUUCGAAGGCGUCUGAUGGUACUUUAGAGCUUUGGGAUUUCCCUACGAAAACAUUGCACAUGUGAACUUGAUUGAUUGAUAUAAUUUAUCUCCAUGUUAUCGACUCAUAAAUGCGCCUAUGUCUGCAGACUGAUAUGUGUUGUCUCUUGCAGAGUGUUCUUAAAUGAUUAUUUGUCAACAGUGAAUGAGACCACUAUGGUGGCCUGCUCCUUCACCCCCUGUGGCCCGAUGUUUGUCACUGGAUCUACGUAUGGGGACCUCAGGCUGUGGGACCUGGACAUGAACCAGCUCCACGCGGAGAAGAACAAUCACGACUUGGGGGUCACCUGCUACUGCUUUGGCCCCAAGAUCUUCGGUGGUGAUGAUGAUGAGGAUGAUGGUAGUGGUGGGGUAGAGUUCCGCCUGGCCUCCUGUGGACAAGACCGCACGCUGAAGAUAUGGACUGUCUCCAUCUCUUCUGCACAGGCAGCUGUAAGAUGCAGCUGCUGCAGACCCUGACCGGCCGGUCUGCCCCGGUGCUCUCCUGUGUUUUCUCUGCAGACGGACAGCUGCUUGUGUCUGGGUAAGUCAGCCCAUAGGUGAUCUAAGGCAAAGUGCUCUGUUAGUCAAGAUAAAGUUGUACAUUUACUCCAACUGGCCACAAGGGGGAGAAGUGUGUUGCUUUUGUCCAUUGCCUUUUCUGUUGCAGCUCAGUGGACAAAACAGUCACAGUGUAUGAUGCUGUAAGACACUCAAGCUCUUUUCAUUACCGUAGAAGUCAUUUCAGUUUAACUCCCCAUGUUAAUGUCCCACAGAAAUCCAUAAAAACCUCUCAUCUGAACUUGAAUAGUGUUGCUUUUUCAUUGCCAGGGGGCUUUGCUCUACACAUUGAACCAACAUGAGAGGUAAUCUUCCUUCUUACCAUUGGGACAUAGUCACAUCAAAAUGGCCUUAUUCGAGUAGCCUACUUUUUCAAAUGUACCUUUACCGUCCUCGCUCGCAUGAUCCUUUGCCGUAGGUACAUGACGCCGUGUCUCUCCCAGCACACCCCUGAUCGCCACGGUUUCUAUGGACAAGACUGUCAAUAUAUGGAGAGUAGAGGACACACGAAAUGGCCAUGGUGGGUAACGCACACACACACAAAGAUGGACAGAAGUCUAAGAUAGGAGGUGUAUUGACAAGCUGCCAGUGUUAUUGGCAUUAAGAAUGGCAUUAGUGUUCUGAGUCACGGUGUGGGGUUCCUACAUACUGUUUCACUAUUUUCUCAUGUAAACAAAGAUCCUGUUGACUUAAUGGUGAUGACAGCCUGGUGAUUAUGUGCUGUUUUUGCAUAAGCUCUUCUUUAUUGAUUAUGGCUUAAUUCUGUUUUUUUAUUCUGCCAAUCACCAUCCCUCUCUCUGCAUGGUUCAUGGGAAGAAAAAAAAAAGGCAAAUCUUUACCUGGUGAGUUUGACAUUUUCUUCCUUAUCUGCACCACUAACGUCCAAUCUGCUCAUUGAAAGCAGUGAGGGAUGGAGGAUCUCUGUGAAACCUAGGAGUCCCACUGCUAUCAAAGAGGGCUUUAUCGCGAGUAAUACUUCUAACCAGGUGAUAAUGCCUUCUGCAAAAAUAAGUCUUUCAUAGCCUGUUGUGUUUCCAGGUGACUUUUUCCUUGAAGCACUGCCUGGUGAGAACUGAGUUGCUUUUCUAUUUUUAUGUGUAGUCACUGUAUUAGUGUACACAGUGUACAAAACAUUAAGAACACCUUCCUAAUAUUGAGUUGCAUCCCCCCGUUUGCCCUCAGACCAGCCUCAAUUCGUCAGGGAUUCAUCAGGCUAUGUUAUGGAAAGAGCAGGUGUUCAUAAUGUUUUGUACACCCAGUAGUUAUAUAGGCUCACAAUGGUUUCUUCCUCUCCUCUGACCUGACACCUUUCCAAGAACCUAUACGCACCUCGUUCUAAGACAGGCUUGUCAAUAAAAGGCUUGCAACUCAAUGACUGUAAUUGUAAAUACAUUAAUGUUCAUAGUUUUAGUUGACAACAGUAUUUUGUUGUCUUUUAUGUGGAGUCUUACUGUGCUCUUUGUAAUGUACUUUGUUUUUCACAUCUUGUUAUCUAGUUGAAACUGCAACAUUCUCAUGUGGAGGUGGGGAAAGUGACUAAAAAGCACUGUAGAAACUUCUGAUGGAUUACACAUGAAUAACUAUAGUAACAGCAUGUCAUUUCCUGUUUUCCGACCUAUCAGGCAGAAAGUUGCCGCGUCACUCCAGACUUCUGGUCAGUGAUUGGUCAGAGGAGGGCGUGGCUGUGUGAGGAGGGGCUGGAGACGCUGGUGG